AUGUCUAAUUUCAUCUCCAAGAAGUUAGCAAAUGCCCUCGCCAUUCGUCCAAAUCCAGUAGACAUCGCGGUAGCCGGAAUAGGAGAUUCUGUAAAGCAAAUAAAGCAACAAAUAUCAGCCACCGUCAGAUCAAGAAUGAACAAUUUCUCAACCACUCUCGAGUUUCUCGUAAUGAAAAAACCUACUGCCAAUCUGCCAACUGCAUCCCUCAGCACAACCCCAUGGAAAAUCCCAAACGUUCAACUCGCGGAUCCCCAUUUUAACGAGCCAGGACCAAUCGACAUCAUAAUUGGAGGCGAAUGUUAUCACGAAAUACACACUGGUAAACGCAUAUCACUAGGCAGUGAUUUACCCUUGCUAAUUGAAACAGUGUUUGGGUGGACUGUUUCUGGGAAAGUGCCAAUCAAAUUACCGUAUACUCCGCCUGUUUGUUAUAUAUCCAAUAUCGACAAAGCACUGGAUACCGAACUCCAAAGAUUCUGGGAGCUAGAAGCCGUAUACCAAGGUCCGUUGCAUUCCGCUGAAGAAAGAAGAUGUGAAGAAAUCUAUGCUAGCACCACCACUCGAGUUCAAUCCGGAAGGUUCGUUGUUCGCCUUCCUCGGUCCGAAGAUCCGCAAGUCACCCUUGGCGAUUCGCGCGCGAUUGCCAUACGACGUUUCUAUAGCCUAGAAAGACGCCUCGAAAAAGAUUCCACUGUAAAAAUAGCCUACCUCAAGUUUAUGGAGGAAUAUGCCAACCUCCACCACAUGCGAAAGAUCGAUCCUGUUUGCGAUGCUAAGCCGCAUUGCUAUUUGCCGCAUCACCCAGUAUUCAAAGAGUCGAGCACCACCACCAAAGUACGCGUGGUGUUUGAUGCCUCGUGUAAGACCAGCUCUGGAUUCUCGUUAAACAACACCCUACUUGUCGGCCCAGUAGUGCAACAGGAUUUACUCUCGAUCGUGAUACGAUUCCGGCUCCGUUGUGUAGCACUCGUCGCAGACAUCGAGAAGAUGUACCGUCAAAUUGAGGUACACCCAGACGAUCAAUCACUUCAACGUAUUUUGUGGCGUGCGAGCCCCUCAGAUCCUAUUGAUACCUAUGAACUUUGCACAGUUACGUACGGAACUGCCUCCGCUCCAUACCUGGCCACCCGUACGCUGCUUAAACUGGCAGAAGAAGAUGGACACAUGUAUCCAGGCGCGGUUGAAGCCGUAACUUCUACGUAG
Messenger RNA from Sabethes cyaneus, 1206 nucleotides. RefSeq lists its product as uncharacterized. The record is from RefSeq and is a predicted model, not a curated record. The transcript has a single exon. Lineage: Eukaryota; Metazoa; Arthropoda; Insecta; Diptera; Culicidae. The coding region runs from base 1 to 1206 and encodes 401 amino acids.